Messenger RNA from Mercurialis annua (annual mercury), 1074 nucleotides. RefSeq lists its product as uncharacterized. The record is from RefSeq and is a predicted model, not a curated record. The transcript has a single exon. NCBI's taxonomy places the organism in Eukaryota, Viridiplantae, Streptophyta, Magnoliopsida, Malpighiales, Euphorbiaceae. Bases 1 to 1074 code for a protein of 357 amino acids.
AUGGAUGCAAAAAUUGACCAGUUGGCACAGUCAAGUCAAGCAUCAAUUCACAAAUUAGAGUUGCAGCUGGGCCAAUUGGCACGAACUGUUGCUGAACGUGAACAAGGCAAACUCCCUAGUAAUACUGAGAAUAAUCCAAGAGAGGUGGUUAUGGCCAUUAGUCUAGGGAGCGAAACUCGGGCAGGAGAUGGAAGCAAAGGCAGGAAAGUAAUUGAGAUUGUCGACGAUAGAGACGACAAGGAAGAGAGUGAGCACGAUGCAAAGCAAGGGAAUGAUCUUGAUAAGGAAGUGGUGGCUGAUCCUUCAGUCAAACCUUAUGUUCCACCAAUUCCAUAUCCACAAAGACUUAAGAAGAAAACUACUAGCAAUAAUUUUCAGCACUUUCUUAAUGCCUUUAAAAAGAUUGAGCUUAAUAUUCCUAUUUUGCAGGCCCUUGCUAAGAUUCCUUCCUAUGCCAAGUUCUUAAAAAAACUAGUUUCCAACAAGAGCAAGCUAGAGGAGUACGCCACUGUAGCUUUAACUGAAGAAUGCAGUGCCAUACUUCAAAGGAAGCUACCACCUAAGCUUAAAGACCCAGGGAGUUUUUCUAUUCCUUGUAUUAUUGGUGAUACCACUAUCUCUAAAUGUUUGUGUGACCUUGGUGCUAGUGUGAAUAUUAUGCCUGCAUCUCUUUAUAAUAGGCUUGGCAUGAAAGAAAUGAAGCCCACAACUGUGUCUUUACAAUUGGCCGAUCGAUCGAUCAAAUACCCUUUAGGCAUUGUAGAAGACUUAUUUGUGCAAGUGGGCAAGUUUUAUUUUCCUGCAGAUUUUCUUGUCUUAGAAACAGAGGAUGAAAAUGAUAUAUCUAUGAUUUUAGGUAGACCAUUUUUAGCUACAAGAGGUGUGUUGAUUGAUGUUGUUAAAGGUAAGCUUACCUUUAGGAUGGGGAGUGAAAAAGAAGAAUUUAAUAUUCUUAAAGCCAUGAAACACCCAUUACUUGAUGAUUCUUGUUUUAGUGUCGAUAUUAUUUACCAUGCUGUUUCACAUAAUGUUGAACAAGAAUCGUUCAAGGAGCCAUUAGAAGCGUGUCAAUGA